CAAAUUACAAAUAGCUAGAAAGUUAUUUUAACUGAAAAUUACAAUUAACUAUAUCAAUAUUUUUCAAUUAAAAAUAAUUAUCCUUAAAAUUAUAGUGAUUAACAAAAUGCAGUUGCUAAUAGCUAUUGGCAUUUUUGUUAUCUGCAUCAAAGCUGAUACUUUAGAUAAAUCAUCUCUAAGAAUAAUUUCAGACAGUAUUAACGAUUUUUCCUCACGAUUUUCUAAGUAUUUAGGGGAAAGAGAGAAAUUUAAUUAUGUUUCCUCUCCUUUGGGACUUGAUUUGUCACUGGCAAUGCUAGCUUUUGGUUCUGAUGGAUCAACAUCCGAAGAGUUGUACAGAUCUCUUCAUCUGCCAUCAGAUCCAACAGUUAGUCUCAAUGGAUAUCAGAAUUUGCUCAAUUUAAUAAAAGAAAAUCAAGAGAGCAGUUUAAUUAUCAGUCCGAAAAUAUUCAUACACAAGGAUGCUGUAAUAAAUGAAUCUUACUCAAGUCUGAUUGCUCAAUACUUUCAUUCAGAAAUUGGACACGUAAAUUUUGAAGAUCCAAUUAGUGCUGCAGGUGAUAUCAAUUUAUACACUUAUGGUCGCACCCGAAAGAGGAUUCAAACUUUCAUUACACCCGAAGAAAUAUAUCCCGAUGAAUCAGUGAUGUCGAUAAACGUGAUAUAUUUCCGUGGGAAAUUUUUGCAGAGCUUUAAUAAGUCUUUAAUUAAUCAACCAUUCUUUACUGAUGAAACGAAUGCAAGAAGAGUGAAAUCAAUGUGUGGAAUGAUGAAACAAUUAUAUUAUGGGGAAGUUCCAGAAUUGAAAGCUUCAUUCAUUGAAAUACCGUAUGAAAGUCGGGAAUUAACGUUACUCUUGAUGCGACCAAACGAAAUCAGUGGAGUCAAAGAAUUACAGAGAAAACUUGAGAAAUUUACAAUAACACGAUUAUUAAGUUAUGGAAAUUUACGUGAUGUUUCAGUGAGCAUUCCUCUCAUCAAUGUCGAAAGUUAUUUGAACUUCAAAGAUAUUUUGCAGAAAAUGGGUAUUUAUAGUAUUUUUGAGGAUUACGCAAGUUUCACAGAAUUCUUCGACGAGGAGAGAAAAAUACGUUUAGACAAAAUUACUCAAAAAGUUGUUUUCAAUAUGGACGAGGAAAGAACAUUUUUCAGUGGAGCAACUUUUUACUCCCAUCCACAAAAUGGACCAGGUGACAUACACUCAACUCUUUAUACAUUUUAUCUUGAUCGUCCAUUUUUAUUCAUGGUUUUGCAGAAAGAUACUCUCAUUCCUAUAAUUAGUGGACGUAUUAUAGAUCCCGAACCAUAUGAUUCAUGGAGGAUUUAAUAUUUACCCGAAAAAUAAAAUGUUUAUGGCAAAAUUAAAAAAAAAUGGCUAUUAUUUACCUUGGACAAAAUUCCCAUUAGUUAUCGUCAGAUAAAUUUAAGUCUUU
Messenger RNA from Leptopilina heterotoma, 1433 nucleotides. RefSeq names its product alaserpin-like. The record is from RefSeq and is a predicted model, not a curated record. Lineage: Eukaryota; Metazoa; Arthropoda; Insecta; Hymenoptera; Figitidae. The transcript is spliced from 8 exons. Gene Ontology annotation, molecular function: serine-type endopeptidase inhibitor activity. Bases 107 to 1327 code for a protein of 406 amino acids.